AUGCGUGUCUUCGUUGCUUGUAAUAGAUAUUCCAAACUCAGACUGGAUUAUAGACAAGAGUGGGAUGCUGAUUUUCGUAAAUACUUGCAAGGACUUGAUAGAAUUAAGCCUGUCAUACUUUGCGGGGAUUUAAAUGUAUCUCACUUGGAAAUUGAUCUGGCUAAUCCGAAAACAAAUACAAAAACUGCCGGAUUCACUAAAGAAGAAAGGGAAGGAUUUGGGAAAUUAUUGGAUUGCGGAUUUAUUGAUACUUUUCGUCACUUUUACCCAAACAAAACUAGUGCUUAUUCCUUUUGGAGCUAUAUGUCCAAUGCGAGAUCUAAAAAUAUUGGAUGGAGACUGGAUUAUUUUGUUACUUCCAAAAAUUUAAUACCAAAUGUAGCAGAUAGCAUCAUCCGUUCAGAAAUUGAAGGCAGCGAUCACUGCCCGAUUGAACUACUUCUGCAAAUAUAA
Messenger RNA from Trichoplax adhaerens, 453 nucleotides. RefSeq lists its product as uncharacterized. Gene Ontology annotation, cellular component: nucleus. The transcript is spliced from 4 exons. Bases 1 to 453 code for a protein of 150 amino acids. Gene Ontology annotation, molecular function: endonuclease activity; double-stranded DNA 3'-5' DNA exonuclease activity; phosphoric diester hydrolase activity. Gene Ontology annotation, biological process: base-excision repair. The record is from RefSeq and is a predicted model, not a curated record. Lineage: Eukaryota; Metazoa; Placozoa; Uniplacotomia; Trichoplacea; Trichoplacidae.